UCCGACCGAAUCCCCACUUCGAAGAGAGCCGAAACCCUAACUCGAUUUCGUGGGGAAGUGCGAUCUUCGCUAGCGGAGGGCGUUAUGGCUGUCGCCACUGACAUCGCGGCCAGAACAGUAUCGGUGUUCGCAGUGGUGGCUUUGCUUUCGCUGACUCUGGUGUCCUCCAACUCCGAGGGUGACGCACUCUACGCCCUGAGGAAGAGCCUCUCCGACCCAGGCAACGUGCUCGAGAGCUGGGAUCCGACGCUUGUGAACCCUUGCACUUGGUUCCAUAUCACCUGUAAUCAAGACAAUCGCGUCACUCGCGUGGACCUAGGCAAUUCAAAGUUGUCUGGCCAUCUCGUACCUGACAUUGGACGUCUUGAGCAUUUGCAAUAUCUGGAACUUUACAAAAACAAUAUUCAAGGAACCAUACCAACUGAGUUUGGUAAUCUGAAGAGUCUCAUUAGCUUGGAUUUGUAUAAUAACAACAUCUCAGGGGUUAUCCCGCCAGCAUUAGGGAAGCUGAAGUCUCUAGUUUUCUUACGGUUAAAUGAUAAUCAUUUGACUGGUCAAAUUCCAAGGGAACUUGUUGAAAUUUCUAGCCUCAAAGUUGUAGAUGUAUCAAACAACGAUCUCUGUGGAACAAUUCCCACUACUGGACCAUUUGAACACAUCCCUUUGAACAACUUUGAGAACAAUCCACGCUUGGAAGGUCCAGAGUUGCAGGGACUUGCAUCUUAUGACACCAACUGCUGAAAGCCAUCGGUGACAUGAGUCGCAGCACCAUCACCACUAGUUGUUGGAUGUAAUGUGCUAUAAGAAUAGGUUGUUGCAUAUAUUGGACUUCUCUUUUAGGUUAAGACGUGGUUUGUUGCUGUGUGUCGAUGUAGAUAAGUGUAUCAAGGAUGACAACUUGUUCCCAAUAAAAGUUGGGUCAUGCUUGUGAGUGCAAUCACAUGAUUUUGGUGCUUUCAAGUGGAAGUAUGGAUCUUUGCUGUUA
Molecule: messenger RNA, 985 nt
Organism: Musa acuminata AAA Group (dessert banana)
Lineage: Eukaryota; Viridiplantae; Streptophyta; Magnoliopsida; Zingiberales; Musaceae
Product: leucine-rich repeat protein 1-like
Exons: 6
Coding region: 85-741 (218 amino acids)
Molecular function (GO): protein binding
Source: RefSeq, a predicted model, not a curated record